AUGUUGCGACCUUCCUUCGCAAGUUUGGCGCGGUCCCUUCAGACUUCGCUGGCCCUGAGCUCUUCAGCUGCCAGCAAAGGCGUGACCGCGUCCGCUGCGCCGGUCCGAAUGAACUCUACCCUCUCGCCCCUCAGGCACGCGUUCCAGCAACAGAAAGCCCAAGCGUCCCAGUCACUCUUGCGACUGCAAUCAGGCGCGAGAAUUUCUUCACCGAAUAGCAUCGGCCAGCAGGUCCGCGGUGUUCGGACCUCACCUUUCAGACCUCAGGGUGGCGCAGGCGACAAGAUCAAAGCGUUUUCGCUGCCUCAUCAAGCUCCUAGCGGUCCGCGAUCCAUGGGUGAGCCAGGAGCAUGGGCUAGACUUCUGAGCUCUGGUGGUCUCAUCGUGGGUGGUGCAGUAGCAGGUAAGUCUGACGACUCCUUGAUCGUGGUUGCCCUGAUGACGCUGACAGAGCAGCGCCUUUUGCCACCCAUCACAGUGCACUGGCUAAUGAACCGAGAGACGCGCGACGCGCCCUUCAGCGAGUUCGUUUCCAAUUACGUCCACUCCACCUUCGGCUGGCUAGCUACAGGUCUCGCAAUGACGGGUGGCGGUGCUUUCCUUCUGCAUCGUAUGGGAGCCAGUCGAUCUCUUAUGGCCGCCAAUCCUUGGCUGGUCAUGGGAGCUGGACUGGUUUGCUCCAUCGGCGGCAUGAUCGGGGCUCAGACUUUGCCACCUGGUAGCCCUGGAAAGAUGGCCAGCUACGUGCUUUUCAACGCUGCGCAAGCUGCCGUGCUCUCUCCGCUCUUCUUCUUUGCGCCUGCAGUGCUUUCUCGCGCUGGUGAGUCGACGACUUCGUGUCAGCGGAGCACGUCCAGGCCACUGACCUAUCCAUGUCGACACUUCGCAGCUCUUUAUACCGCUGGUAUUGUCGGAUCGUGCUGCUGGGUCGGCAUGACCGCAAAGGAUGGACAGUACCUGUGGCUCGGAACACCAUUGCUCAUUGGUGUGUCCAUCGUGGCGCUCUCCUCAAUCGCGCCUCUCGUUCUGCCAGCGACGGCUUUCCGAGCUCUCGCAGUGACCGAAGCUUUGUCGAUCUACGGAGGACUUGGUGUCUUCUCCCUCUUCCUCAUUUACGACUCUCAGUCGAUUGUCAGGAAAGCUCAGAUGGCUCAAGCAGGAAUGAUCCCUGCCGACCCUCUCCGAGACAGCAUCGGCUUGGAGUUGGACGCUAUCAACAUCUUCGUCAGGCUCGUCACUAUUCUCGGCGGCCAGCAGCGAAAGCGAUGA
Messenger RNA from Ceraceosorus bombacis, 1269 nucleotides. NCBI's taxonomy places the organism in Eukaryota, Fungi, Basidiomycota, Exobasidiomycetes, Ceraceosorales, Ceraceosoraceae. The record is from the annotation of a GenBank genome assembly.